AUGAGUAGUGACACAAAAAAAUUAAUGAAUGAUUUUCGUAUGGCUCAUUUUUCAGUUGGGUUUGAUAAAUGUAUAAUCAAUUACCUUUCAUUAUAGCUUCUGGUAGUACAAAUUACUUAGAUGAUUAUAUUGCAAAAAAACCAGAUAAGGAAUUACCAGCAACUGAAGAAGCAAAACAUUUUGAAGCAUAUAUUGCAAAUCCUCGAAAAGCUCAUUUUGAAUUAGGAGAGGAUAAUGUUAAUUAUUAAUCUAUUGCAAAAUUAUCAUUUAAUCCUAAAGAAUCAUAAAAAGCACAACUGUCUGAAGAAACUUAAAAAGAUUUACGUAAUCAUCAUUUUAAAUUGGGAUUUCACAGUGUUCCAAGUGAGACUGAAUAUUCAUAAUAUAAGAAUUAACCAUUAGAUAUUCAAAAAAAACAAUAAGUAAAUAUUCGUAAACAUCAUCAUGAUUUUGGAGAUCUGAAAACAUACUUUACAACUACAUAUCAAGAUACAAAUAAAGAAUAUAAAGUUGAAAAAGAAGAAUAUCAUGCCCCUGAUAUUCGUAAGACUAAUAUAUAAAUUGGAAAUGUAUCAUUUAUUAAUGAUUUUAGAAUCCAAUAGAUUAUACUACUCAUUACACUCGAUAUCAUGAUGGAUAAUAGAAUUCAAAAACAAAUGAUAAAGGAAAUCUAGAGAAAUUUUUAAAAGAGUCUCAUCUUGUCUUAGGUGAAGAUCCUUCAGUCAAAACUUCACAAAAUAAAGAUGCUUUCUAAGGAUAAUAAAAUAAAGAAGUUAUUAGAGUUAAUAAAGAUGUUUUAUUAGAUUUAAGAACAGCACAUUUUGAUUUUGCUUAUCAAAAAUCAGAUAUGCCAUAAACAACAAAAUAAUCUAUGUUUUAAAAAACAGCUAUUGCUGUAUCUUAACCAAACUUACCAACUUGUUCAUUGACUAUAGGUACACAUGGAUUUUUGAAUGAUCGAUAUUAUCGAACGAGUUAUAAUACUAAUUAUCCAAAUCCAAAUACUUAAAAACCUGAAUUAGCUAAAGAUCCUAGAAUCUCAGCUGUUAAAUUUGGAGAUGAAUAAGUAGAUUACAAUACUGAAAACAAUAGAAAGUAAUUAUCAAUUAAUAUUUUAGUUAUUAAAUACCAGAAAAGGUUGAUUAGUUUAAAUUGGACAAAAAUCAAAUUAGAGAUUUAAGAUAACAUCAUUUUUAAUUAGGAACUGAUCCUAUAGAAUAUCCUUAAAAAAUUACUCAAAUUACUCCACAUCGUAACACUUUAAGUGAAGAACAACUCAAAGACUUAAGAAGAUAACAUUUUGUUUAUGGCAGUUAGUUAGGCACAUAUAAUACUCACAAUUCAUAAUAUGGCACUAAAUAAGGUCCUCCAAAUAAGUUGGACCCAUAAUUAUAGAAAGAUUUGAGAAUGCAUCAUUUUGAAGAAGAUGGAGAAAGAGUUUUUUAAACUUCCUACAGGGCCAUGUAGCCAAUAUAAUGA
This is a messenger RNA of Paramecium primaurelia, 1479 nucleotides long. NCBI's taxonomy places the organism in Eukaryota, Ciliophora, Oligohymenophorea, Peniculida, Parameciidae. The record is from the annotation of a GenBank genome assembly.